Mycetomoellerius zeteki is the source of this 409-nucleotide messenger RNA. RefSeq names its product Ubiquinol-cytochrome c reductase ubiquinone-binding protein (gene UQCR-Q). Bases 116 to 364 code for a protein of 82 amino acids. Gene Ontology annotation, biological process: mitochondrial electron transport, ubiquinol to cytochrome c. Gene Ontology annotation, cellular component: respiratory chain complex III. The transcript is spliced from 3 exons. Lineage: Eukaryota; Metazoa; Arthropoda; Insecta; Hymenoptera; Formicidae. The record is from RefSeq and is a predicted model, not a curated record.
AGUUACAUAAUUAUUUUAUGUUCUUGACAUUGCGUCUUGCGUUUUACUAAAAUUCUCGAAAUGUAAAUUUGGAAAGACGUUUUGAAAAAUAUUCGUUACAAUUACUUUAGUCAACAUGGGGAAGCAGUUUGGAAGUCUUUACAAAAUUAAUGGCAUCGUCUUCUUUCGUCUAAGUCCACACGAGCAAAAAGUCUUCAAAGGAUUCGUAUCCGAAGGUGUACCAAAUCUAAUUCGUCGCUUCCAAGGCAGUGUACUUAAGGUUGCACCUUUUUUCAUGUUUUCCUAUUUGCUCGUGAAUUGGGCGAAUGAGAAGAAUCUUGCUCUUUCUCGCAAAAAUCCUAAGGACUAUGAAAACGAUACGUAAAUAUAUGAUAUAGUUGAAUUUCCAGUUGACACUUAGUUUUUAAUG